This is a messenger RNA of Amoebophrya sp. A25, 6313 nucleotides long. Lineage: Eukaryota; Dinophyceae; Syndiniales; Amoebophryaceae. The record is from the annotation of a GenBank genome assembly.
AGAACAUCUUCCGAUCAAUCAACAGCUCAGCAAAGAUAGCAAAAGAUAAACACUUACAUCGGGGCUACAACUUAUUAUAAGUAUAGAUACCCAAAAAUACAGCUUGGCUGUACGGCUUGUGUAUAGAAGAAAAGUCAUGGCUUGUUGCGCAGGCGCUCCGAAGCGGGGGAAGGCCUCCGACGAGAACUGCGGAGACGCGCCGACCGCUGCACCUGCCGCCGCUGCGUCCGCGGUGGAGAGUGGAUCCGCCAAAACGUAUGUCAUUUUUUUAAGGCUCAAGAUACAGCAAAGUAGAAGCGUCCUAUCUUGGCAUCUUUUUCAGGCUCAAGAUACAGCGAAGUAGAAGCAUCCUUUCGUAUCCUAUCCUAUCAAGAUUGUAGUAAAUCUCCACGUCAGGGUAUUCAUGAUCUCUCUAGGAUUUCUUCUGGGAUUAUCCUGAGACCAAUCCUGACCGAUGCUACAGAAGUGACAAAAUCCCAUCUGUUGUUCUCGAGACGUCCACUCUUUUUUGUCUAGUAAGGUCUACGUGAGUAUCGUGACCACAUCUAAUCUUUGGUGGCCUAGGCCGCCAGGGCGAGAGCGUUGCGACGCAAUUGCUCAAGGCGAUGCCGGACGUGACUCUCCGUCUAGUAACGCGUGGGGAUGUGGACACGGACAAGGCCAAGAAGGCCUGUGAAGGCAAGCCCAAUGUUAUGUUCACUCCAAUCCUUUUCUCGACGAAAGAAGGGGAAUAACUCCUAAUUAAUUUCUUCUAUACCCUAUGACUGGGUGAGUACACUACUACUACUGCCAGCAUUAGUUUUUCCCUCAUGUCCCACAUCUCUCGCUCCAAACAAUAUUUAGCAGGGAUGUAAGCGGUGAUAAGAAUUCACAAGAAGACUUCAUCUUCUAGUGCAGCUAAUUUUCUCUCUAGUCAUGAGAAUAGAGGAGAGCUUCGUAUAUGUCUGUUGCUGAUUCGCCUCCAUUCAAAACAUGCGUUGCUCUUGAUUAUUUAGCGUGAUGUAAACUGGUGUCCAAUCAGUGUAAUCAGUUCCGUUUGAUAGACAUUCUUUUUCUUUCAUAGAUAGGCCGCGCUGAGUCAUACAUGACAUUGUAUGUGCUCAGUGUCUCUAUCAUAACUAACUAACUAACUGUACUCAGUCAGUGUUUGAUGAUCAACACUUUCGAUAUCGAUGUUGUCAUAUGAAGUAAUUAGUUUGCUUGACAAACAGAUUGCAAAGAAAGCGCUAAAAUUCUCUCGGUCGUACAGGCGCAAUUGGAAAAUCCGGAAACGCUCGAAAAAGCCCUGGAAGGUAUAACUCUCUUAAGUCUUACAAUUAGGCAAGAUACCACUGAUAUCUACUUAACUGAUAGCCUCUAGUAGUGAUUUAUUUCUCGCUGGAGCUCACGAUUAGGAAACAUCAACGAACUACACUCAUUGUAGCUCACGAUUAGCUACUUGAGUACCAACUUCCUCCUAUCACAACUACCACUAGAUGCGUAUGGCUGCUUUUUGGUAACCGCUUUUUGGCCGGCCGAGGUGGAUGGCGGGAGCGGCGCUACCAGUGCUCUGGAUCCCGCGUUUUUAUGAGUUUAUCCAAGAACUCCUGCUGUCUAAACCCUAAACCCUAAUCCUAACAAGAGUAGGUGGAGAUCGUCUAUAUCAUCCAACAAGAGGUGAAGACCGUUUAUUCAACUCGAGAUCGUUUAUACCAUCACAUCUUUCAUUGUCUGAGAAAAAAUGCGGACUCAACUGCCUGGAGGCGUGCAAGAAGAUGGGAGUCAAGCAUUUGGUUUUUUCGACUUUGGAAAACACAACAAAGUGCAAAAGCUUCAAUCAAGACGGUGCUCUGAAUUAUGAUUCACACGGGUUUUGCUUUGAUUUCUAGAGGAAAGAUUUCAUGACUUCACCUUGAGCUUCAACGUGAAAUUGAGCUUGAUCUUAUGACUUCACCUUGUUACUUUCCUUUUUUGAGGUAGAUCCCACGCUGACACUUCUCAUGAUUUGGUAGACUGAUGAUGACAGACGAAAGUGAGCACUGUAUUAACCUAGUACGUCUUGGUCAUUCAUUGCUGUACAAUCUGGUGCUAGAUCUAUCUCCUCUCUCGCGUAUGACCAAGUUCUUUGUAGUUGGUGCUCGACACGAAGGCAUAGGACUAGGAGUCUAACUCGCUACUCGCGUGACUAUGAUCUCUUAUAGUCUUAAAAAACAUCAUCUUAGAGUUGUGCAGCACCUAACCUGGCAGAGGGAGUUCUGAACCGAAAUCUAAAAGCUAUUCGUUUGUCUAGUUCUCAUGGUUCUGACAAAAUGUGGUAACCUAUAGAUCACUAUUUUUUCUUUCUAACAAAAGGCAGAUGCAAAUGGGUACCUGGUUCCGCAUUUUGAUGCAAAGGGAGAAGUGUCGGAACUUCUGAACCAACAACAGGAUGUUGCCGUUGACCACGUCAUGGUCGGAUUCUACUACGGAAACUGGUUUGGUACCUCAAUACUACGCAAACUGGUUUUUGUUGUGGUAGUGUAAUGGUAUUUUACGAUUGCUAGGUUUCAUAACCGUGCUGGGUUCCAUAACCCCGAUUAUAAGCCCAAUAACUCUUAAAGUUGUUGGCUCACUUAUAUUCAUUGGUAGAUUUUCCAGCGUUGCGCUUGUCAUCUUCUCUUCUGAGGGUGCGAAGCAUCGUAUAGUCUAGGAGCUGGCACGCUAACCAGUGGUAGACUCCAUGAUGAUGAUGCUGGGUUUUAAAAACGUGCUAGUUUAAGAGUAUUUUACGAUCGAUCAUGUCCUCGCAUUAGAAGUUGACGAUUUUUUACUCCUGAUACUGAUUUCUAUUUCCUUGUCUCUAAUGAAAAUGGAUGGUCUACUUUACAGUUCCUCCUCUCUUAAUAGAUCGUCUUUACCUCAGUUCUCCGUUUCUGAAAUCUGAAAAUUCGCUUCCCUCCUCGGAGGCUAGUCCCUUCAUCCAAUGUAUAUGCGGUUCCUUUUCCUCCCUUGCGUGAGAACGCAGCAUUUUGACGAUCUGCUAUGCUGUCCUACAUGAUCUCUAGGUAUGAAGCCGACGAAAGGUGAAGACGGCAAAUAUGCCUUGUACUUUCCUCUGGGUGGAAAACCCCAUUUCCAAGUCCACCAUGAGGACGUCGGAAAAGUUGUUGCUCCUUUGUUCAAGCGCGGUUUGUUAUGGCACGACUGCAAUUUCGUUAUCGUCUGUAGAACUUCUAUUUAAGCAUGGAACACGUCGUCAGGGUUUUCUAGUAACACUGCAGGUAGAAGCAGUUCUUUUAAGUAACGACCUAUAAAUAAUAAGUAACUACACUAUCCAACGAUGACAGUAGACACUAGGUGGUAGUCGGUGCAGGUAAGUUUUUCCAAAUUAGGGUAUACUUUUCUGACUGACCCUUCUCAACAAAGAGACCUAAGAGUCUAAGUAGGUGCGCCUCAUUUGAAGAACCAGAUGAACUCUCUGAAACUCUCAUUCUACUCUAGAACUUCAACUAAAACUCUCUCUCAUGAUCACUUCUGUGAUAUUGGAAUCACUUCUUGGGCAUUAGCGCGUAAUGUGUAACUAUUCCUUGUUAAUAUGGAGUAUUAGCGUGUACUCGAAAACUGAAAAUAACCGAGUUACUGACUGAAGUAAGGGAGGCAGCGUUGACAGGGCUACUCGUCCUUCGCGUCAGUAUCUCGUCAGUUCUUUUCAGUCGUUACUCGCUUAUUUCAGUUUUUCGAGUAAUUUGUCAUGGUUUCUGGUGUUUUUGUAAUCCACUUCUACUAAGCCAACUGCGCAGUUUCCUUAGUGGUUUAGGCGUUGGCCUGUUCUCUUAUCCUGUUCGACUAAUAUGCUGUUCUUCUGUAUUCCCUAAUGUAACCCAAAUUUGGUGAAGCUACGUGGUCCGGCGAGCCUUCCUGGCCCGUCACUGGGUGCAUUGGGAACAAGUGCAGUGGCGAAGAAUUGGCCGCAGCCUUUACCAAGAUCAUUGGAGAAGAGGUGAGAGGGUUUUUUUUGGUGCGACAUCGGUCUUGAUGUUUUACAGAAAAGUAGUCCUUUCGUUUUUUAUCGAAGAAUAGUUUCUUGAAUUCUACGGCCUACGAGAUUGGCUUGAGUCCCAUUAUGUACUAAAAAAUUAGUGUUGACACGUACUAGUAGUGUUUGAUGAUGCUCUACAACCUCCUGUCUACAACCUCCUUUUGAUGAUGCCCUACACAGACGCGCAGAGUCUUCCCUGUGACCCUUCAUCCUGUCACCCUCCUGUUCUUAAUCCUCCAUGUCACUCUCCUGUUCUUAAUCCUCCCUGUCACUCUUCUGUUCUUAAUCCUCCCUGUCACUCUCCUGUUGUUCUUGUUCCUAAAUGCAGAUAUCUUCACUGCCUACGACUUACUAAUCACCCAGGUGACUUUCGUGGAUGUUCCAGUGCAGGGUUGGAUCCAGACCGGGAUUUCAAUGGGCAUGCCGGAAAUCGUCUGCACGGAUUUUGGACACAUGUUCCAGUUCUACCAAACUUAUGUGGCACGUUCUAGUCAAGUUUCACUGUAAAUAAAGCAUUCUCCUCAAAAAUGGGAUUCUUCAAUAUGAAUUUUACUAGUGGUACUGAUAUCACAGGACACCGAACAAGUGACAUGUUUAUCCUGGCACUUCAAGUUUUUCGUAAAUGAUGACUUCGAUCUCCUCCUAUAGAAGUGAUCCUGUGUUCCUGUAAAAGAUCUUAAUUUCUCUACUUUUUGGACACACGUUCCAGUUCAUCUACAAAUCUUACGAAUUCAGUAGAGUAAUUUUUCAUCAGGUUUCGGAGUAGCACGUUUGCCUGCUGUAAUAUCCGGCGUAGGUUGAAAUUGAAGUAGUGCUGACGUAGCUGGUGUACCUGAUUACAGUCGUACAACUCUAUCUAGCAAGACAUCGCCAAGUUUUAGUGUAAUGAAAUCCUCCUCCACCUGUGUAUAGGAUUCUGCAAUUUAUGCAAAAGAUCUUCAUUUCUCUAAACAGUAGAGGAAGCAAUUGCGAUUCGUGACAAGGCGUUGGCGGAGUACAAGGGGGAACCCUUGACCAAGUUCGAAGACUUCCUGGGCGCCGUGAAGGACAUGCUCUAUUUACGAUCUGUUUUCAUGAUGCUUAAUAGUACAUUUGUUUUUCAGGACGAACACGAGUAUUACCUCUAGACGACUACAGAUGAAGAGAAAAGCUACAGCGUACUCUUGACCAAGUUCGAAGACUUUCUGGGCGUUCCUCUAUUUAUGAUUUGUAGCUUAGCACGAGUACUAAUAUCUUUCUUCUGUUGAUCACAGCUUGCACUUCGUGAUAACAGCUACAGCGCACUCUAAGACAUCCACCGGAGAAAGCCGAGGAGGCAGCGUGAAGAAGCUGAUUAUGGUUUUUUGUGUGUCUUGAUUGUAGCGUGUAGCGUCCUGUUCAAUUAUUGUAUUCUACGUCGCUAUGGUACAGCACUAAAGGUUCUCGAGUUGCCUUUCUUUACUCCUUCUUUAAUCGAUUGCCAUCUGAUGGUAUACAUACAGUUUUUGUCUUUGGUCUAAUCAGAUUCUUGGUACAGGUAAGAAAGUGGAAGACCACUCUAAUGCGGCGUGCAGGAUUUGAUUUGAUGGUCGGGAAAAGUCGAAGCAAAAGCGUGCUUGGGAGGCGAAGCUCAGGUAUUCGAUUUGGGUGUCUGCCUGAAACAGCCGGAGACAAGAACUCAGCUAUUAAUGCUGUUUUAUUCUUGUGGAAGAUUGAAGCUCACAUCAUGGAACAUUGUUAAGUAGAUUACACUUUUUUAUUGCGCAAAAUCCGAAAUUAGGUUCUGCGUAGAACAGUGAUACCAGAUCUUAUUGUUAUUUGGAAACUUUCACAUAUUUCCUGCAGCAUUUAAAUCGAAUAUGGAAUCACUUUUAAGCGAUCAAGAUUGCAUCAAUUUUCAUUAUGGCGAGUAUUAAUAUGGGAACAACAUUCAUCAUUGAACAAAAAACGGAAAUUCAAACAAGCAGUCUGGACCGCAAAUAUUAUUGAAUGAUGGUUAAUUAAGCACUACAUUGAGCGGCGGUAAUCGUGAGCGACACAUUGUGGCUCUACUUAUUUUGAUAGAAACUGCAUCGUGCGUCAAGCAGAGGUGCUGUACAGCUCACGCUCUUUCACGCAGUUCAUCACUGGAAAGCAAUUGGAAAUAGAAAUCAUAGAAGAAAUCUUCUCAGCGUUUCAAUUGUGCAUUCGGAGCAGACGGCUGUUAUGUGCUUUGGCUCAGUUGUGAUCGGAGCUGAGGAAGAUCAACACGAUGAUGAUAAUUAAGUAUCCUACUACGGUCUCGUGAGCGCAGCUUCGUUGCAGAAGAUUGCCGUGACAUCUUUUCCCCAUAGAGAG